Molecule: messenger RNA, 2342 nt
Organism: Medicago truncatula (barrel medic)
Lineage: Eukaryota; Viridiplantae; Streptophyta; Magnoliopsida; Fabales; Fabaceae
Product: protein Ycf2
Exons: 1
Coding region: 381-2285 (634 amino acids)
Source: RefSeq, a predicted model, not a curated record
GUAAAUUGAACGUAAAUUUAAAAUGAUGUAAAUCAAGAAAUUAGUUAAGUUAUUUAAGUCAAACAGUUCGGAUUGAUUCAUUCUUGAACAAAAAUCGACUUUAUGGGAGGUAGGGUUCUAUUGGCGUGCAUCCAGUAGGAAUUGAACCUACGACUUCGCCAAUUAUGAGUUGGGCGCUUUAACCAUUCAGCCAUGGAUGCUUCGUGGGAAUCCUAGUACCUCAUGAAUAACCAAAAUCAAUUGAAGUGAAAUCUUUUGGAUAAAUCAAUUCAAUAUAUAAUCAACAAUUCAUUUUUAUAUAAUCAACAAUUCAUUUUUAAUAUAACACCAAUCAACAAUUCAUUUUUAAUAUUUUAAUAUAUAUAGGAGUCUUACUUAAUAUGAAGGAACAUCUGUUCAAAUUUUGGAUUUUAGAAUUGAGAGAGAUAUUUAGAGAGAGCAAGAAUUCUCACUAUUUCUUAGAUUCGUGGACUGAAUUCAAUUCAGUGGUAUCUUUUAUUCACAUUAUUUUUCACCAAGAGAGUUUGAUAAAACUCUUAGACUUCCGAAUUUGGAGUAUCGUACUUUCACGCAAAGGCAAUCGAUAUUUCACGAUCAAGAAUGUAGUAUUUUUUGUAGUAGGGAUCCUUAUCUAUCGUAUUAACAACCGAAAGAUGAUCGAAAGAAAAAAUGUCUAUUUGACAGGGCUUCUUCCUAUAUCAAUGAAUUCCGUUGGACCGAGCAAUGAUACAAUGGACGACUCAAAAGAUUCGUUCAAUAUCAAUUGGUAUAGUAAGUUGAUUGUUCCGCUCCUGUAUCGAAAAAAGAUCUCUGAUAGGGAUGAGGAUUCGAAAUAUCAUACGCGGAUGAAUAAUCAUUUGUUUCCAAAAGAAAUCAAAGAAUUUGUUGGGAAUCCUACAAGAGCCGGCCGGUCUUUUUUAUAUGACAGAUGGUCAGAACUUCAGCUGGAUUUGAAUCCUACUGAGAGGUUAUUUAAGAAAGAAGAAGAUGUUUCUUUUGUUCUUUUGAGGCAAUCGGAAAAUAAAGAAAUAGCUAAUAUAGUCAAGAUACAUAUGUAUUUACAAAAUACUGUCUCAAUUCAUCCUAUUUCAUCCGAUCCAGGAUGUGAUGGGGUUGCGAAAGAUGAGCUUUAUAGUUCCGAUUCAUUCUUGAACAAAAAUAGACUUUUUGGGUUAUUUGAUCUAUUCCAUGACCGGAAUAGGGCAGGAUACUUGUUACACCAUGAUUUUGAAUCAGAAGAGAGAUUUCAAGAAAUGGCAAAUCUAUUCAAUCUAUCAAUAACUAAGCCGGAUCUAGUGUAUCAUAAGGGAUUUUCUUUUUCUAUUCAUUCGUCCGGAUUGGAUCAAAAACAAAAGUUCGUAAAUGAGGUCAACUCCAGGGAUGAAUCAAAAAAGAAAUCUUUAUUGGUUCUACCUCCUCUUUUUUACGAAGAGAAUGAAUCUUUUUAUCCAAACAAUACCUAUGGAUACAUAAAAAACCUAUGGAAUCGAUUCCAUCGCAACUCGGAAUAUGGAAUUCAAAGGUAUCAAAUAGGAAAAAAUAUUUUUAAUCAUAGACCUACAAGGAAAUACACGAUCAACCAACAUUUCUCAAAUUGGAAAAAAAACCAUAAGAAAUGGCCUCUUAUUUUGAUUUAUCAAACCGAGAGAUCUAUGAAUAAGGAUCCAAAUGCAUAUAAACACAAAUGGUCCAAUGGGAGUAAGAAUUUCCAGGAACAAUUGGACUUUUUCAUUUCUGAGCAGAAUAGCCGUUUUCAAGUAGUGUUCAAUCGAUUUCAAGUAGUGUUCGAUCGAUUACAUAUGAAUGCAUAUUCGAUUGAUUGGUCUGAGGUUAUUGAUUGGUCUGAGGUUAUUGACAAAAAAGAUUUGUCUAAGUCACUUUAUUUCUUUUUGUCCAAGUUUCUUCCAUUUUUGUCUAAGUCACUUUAUUUCUUUUUGUCCAAGUUUCUUCCAUUUUUGUCUAACUCACUUCCUUUUUUCUUUGUGAGUUUCGGUAAUAUCCCUGUUCAUAGGUCCGAGAUCCACGUGUAUGAAUUGAAACGUCCGAAUGAUCCACUCGGGAAUCAGUUGUUAGAAUCAAUAGGUCUUCAAAUCGUUCAUUUGAAAAAAAGGAAACCCUUCUUAUUGGAUGACUUUUAUACUUCUAAAAAAUCAAAAUUAUCCUUCAAUGAAGGAAAAAUAUCACCAUUUUUGUUCAAUAAGAGAGAAAAUUGGAUAUCAUUCCAUACUAGAAAGAAGCAAAAAAAAAGAAGAAGAGAAGAAGAAGCGCAGGAAAUCUUUUUAUAACAUGGAUUUCUCAAUGAUAUCUCACGAUCAAGAGAAUUGGCGGAAUCUGCUGAAACC